Messenger RNA from Acyrthosiphon pisum (pea aphid), 1511 nucleotides. RefSeq names its product peroxisomal leader peptide-processing protease. The record is from RefSeq and is a predicted model, not a curated record. The transcript has 7 exons. Gene Ontology annotation, biological process: regulation of fatty acid beta-oxidation; protein processing. Gene Ontology annotation, molecular function: serine-type endopeptidase activity. Gene Ontology annotation, cellular component: peroxisome. The coding region runs from base 160 to 888 and encodes 242 amino acids. Lineage: Eukaryota; Metazoa; Arthropoda; Insecta; Hemiptera; Aphididae.
AGAAUAUUUACGUAUUAAUGUAAGUAUGUUUUCUAUAUAAUAUUCUAGUCUUCUGUUGUCUUCUUAAUAAAAACUGUAAACCCAUAAACUUUAAAAAUUGAUUUAUUGUUUACAGCGUUGUUAAUAUCAAGCAGUAUAGGUUCCAUUAUUGGUGUUAUAAUGAACGAAUUGGACAAUAAAAUGGUCUCAACAAAAAAGAAUGUGUGCAAUGAGUUCAAAAAAAAAGAUGGCACAGGAAAAGACAACCAAUACUUGUACUUGCGUUCUGUGGCCAAAAUUGAGUGUGGUCAAAACGAGGGUACAGCAGUUUGCGUUCACACGUCUGACGCUGUCAAAGGACACCUGUUCCUUACCUGUGCUCAUGUCGUAGACCAUACAAUCCAAUCGGUAAUAUUACGAUAUGAUGGGCAUGCAAUUAAAGGUAGAGUUAUAUAUGUUAAUCGUAAGGCUGUACCAUAUGACAUUGCUGUAAUUGUAUCUGAACAAACUAAACAAACUACAGACAUUUUACCUUGUCAGAUAUCAGACAAAACCCCGACUAUUGGUCAAAAAAUGUUUUCGGUUGGAUUCGCUUGUCGAGAAUAUGUACCAUCUACAGUUUUCGGUCACAUGCACAGAAUGAUAUAUAGCAUAUUGACGACCACUUGUAAUGUGCGUGCAGGGUUCAGCGGCGGUCCAGUAUUUUCAAUCGACAGAAAACUGUUGGGACUUACUGUUGGAAAAUUGAACAUGGGCACUUUUCAUUUUGUAUUGCCUUCUAUAGAAUUUGUGGAAACUAUUAACAAAUAUAUCAUUACUAAUAACAUUGAAAUACUUAAUGAUUUAGAAUCCAAGUGCCCAUUGAAAACAGUGCUAUGGAACAAUGGAAUUCCAACCUUCAAAGUUUGAAGAACGGUGAUAAUCUGGUCAAAUAACACUCUUAUAUUGACUAACAUAGCAUUCCAUAUCAACAAAUGUAAGGUACAUUCUUCAUAAUUACUAGUGCCUAUUUCCUUGAUUUCUAUCAAGGCACUCCAAUAUUUACUAUAUCAAAAGAGGUGAUUUCACAUACUAACUUCCUUCAAAAUCUUAUUAUUUUUUUUAAAAUAAAUUUCAUGUAUUUUAAUCUGGAACUAUUCACUUGUACAAUAUAGAAUUUACCCAUCUGUUGUUAGUUUUUAGAGGAAAUGUGUACAAUGUGUAUGAUAGUUAUGAAGAACUAGGCAAUUUAAAUUCAAUAUUGGCCUAUAUUCUGUCUCAAAAGAAAACAAUCACGUUUUGCCAUCAUGAAUGAUGUAACUGGCGCGUUGAGAACCACGUGAUCAAGCUAACACCAAAUUGUUAUCUAGAGAAGCGCUGUCAAAAAUCGGUAGGCCGACUGAUAGCUCUCUUUUGAGACAUGUAUAGGUAGAUAAGAAAAAAUAAGUACAUAAUAAUAAAUUGUUUGUGUCCAAAGUUAGAAUAAACAAUUACAACAUAAUUUUUUUAAUUAUUAUGAUUGCGCUAAAUAAAAUCAACAUGUGUGAACUGAA